AUGGCGGCGCCCGUCCUGCCUCUCCAGCAGGUCAAGCUUGCCUCGUUACCCUCGACGCAGUUAACACCCGAGCAACAAUACUGGAGGACCUUUAAGAACCCGCUCUUGAUCCCAUCACCGGCCAAUGGACCGGUCAAUCUCGUCACUCAGCCCUCCGUCCCCUCCUCUGCUGCCGCAUUCCCUUCUCUUACACAACCGCCCGAUGUCUUCACCGUGACAACAGGCGCACGAGUCCAGAUCUAUUCUAUUCGCACGCGGAAACUUUUGCGAACGAUCACACGAUUUGACGAUACCGUGCGCGGUACUGACGUCCGUCCAGACGGCCGUGUUUUGGUGACUGGUGAUGACACCGGUUCCGUGCAAGUUUUCGAUGUCAAGUCACGCGCCAUUCUCAAGACAUGGAAGGAUCACAAGCAGCCCGUGUGGGUGACCAAAUUCUCGCCCAGCGAUCCUACAUCGGUUCUCACAGCAAGUGAUGACCGUACAGUGCGGUUGUGGGACUUGCCAUCGCAAACCAGUUCGCGCACUUUUGUCGGUCACACCGAUUAUGUGCGCAGCGGUGCAUUCAUGCCUGGCUCGAUGGCUUCAUCUGGUCUUGUUGUUUCGGGUUCUUAUGAUCGUACUGUUCGCUUAUGGGAUCCCCGAGUCGGCAACCGUGCCGCAAUGACCUUCAAGAUGGGUGCGCCGAUCGAGACUGUUCUACCCAUGCCUGCAGGAACUACUCUUUUGGCCGCAGCCGACAACAAAAUUGCAGUUCUCGAUAUUGUGGCUGGUAAGCCUUUGCAUAUGAUUCAGAGCCACCAAAAGACUGUCACUUCGCUUGCGCUGGCCUCUAAUGGCGAGCGAUUGCUCAGUGGUGCGCUGGAUGGACACAUGAAGGUCUUCGAGACUACAGGAUGGAACCCUGUAUCUGGCUCUAAAUACCCGUCCCCUAUCCUCUCCCUGCAGGUAAUUACUUCCGGAAGCGGAUACGAGGACAAGCAUAUUGCUGUUGGUAUGCAGUCAGGACUUUUGUCUAUCAAGACCCGUUUGUCUGGCCAACAAAAGAUGAAGGAGCGGGAACGCCGAAAGGAAAUGACAGCCCUGUUGGAGGGUAAAUUGGAAGAGCACGACAAGGAAGUUGCUAAGAAGAAGAAGACCCGUGGGUCUGGAUGGGAGAAGCGUCUUCGUGGACGUGAUUUCAUCGGAGAAGGUGCGGAGAUUGUCAUUGAGGGCCAGGACCGCAAAAAGCGGAAGAGAGAACAACCUUGGGAGAACGAUCUCCGCAAGGCACGCUACUCCGUCGCAUUGGACCAGGUCCUCUCUUCUGGUGACAAGACCUCUCAACUCACAUUGCUCACGGCCUUGCGCCACCGCUCCGCGCUCCGCGCCUCUCUCAAGGAUCGCGACGAGGCCACCCUCCAGCCUGUUCUGCAGUGGGUUCAGAAGAAUAUCCGUGAACCCCGCCUGGUUGACCUCAGCGUCGAGGUUGCCAUGAAUGUCCUCGAUAUCUACUCUGGAAACCUAGGCCAAUCCGCACAGGUCGACAAGAUGGUGGAGCGCCUGCACCGCCGGGUGCGCGAGGAGGUGGACAUGGCCCAACAAGCAUGGCAGACGAAGGGAAUGCUUGAUAUGUUGAAGGCAACCUGA
This is a messenger RNA of Penicillium paradoxum, 1629 nucleotides long. RefSeq names its product snoRNA-binding rRNA-processing protein UTP15. Gene Ontology annotation, cellular component: nucleolus. Bases 1 to 1629 code for a protein of 542 amino acids. Gene Ontology annotation, molecular function: protein binding. Lineage: Eukaryota; Fungi; Ascomycota; Eurotiomycetes; Eurotiales; Aspergillaceae. The record is from RefSeq and is a predicted model, not a curated record. Gene Ontology annotation, biological process: positive regulation of transcription by RNA polymerase I; rRNA processing. The transcript has a single exon.